This is a messenger RNA of Mercurialis annua (annual mercury), 1238 nucleotides long. Its product is annotated as protein PHOSPHATE-INDUCED 1. The coding region runs from base 102 to 1052 and encodes 316 amino acids. The transcript has a single exon. The record is from RefSeq and is a predicted model, not a curated record. NCBI's taxonomy places the organism in Eukaryota, Viridiplantae, Streptophyta, Magnoliopsida, Malpighiales, Euphorbiaceae.
AUCUCACACUCAAAAACCUCAGCCCACCUUACUCAUCUCAGCUUCAAUUUCUAUUCUAUUCUAUUCUCUUUUCUUUUUUUAUUUUUCUGAAACUUAAAAAAAUGGCAUCCUUUUCUUCUCAAUCUGUUUUGAAACUAUUCAUAAUUAUCUCAAUCGUUCAAAUUUCUUUAGCUGCUAGGAAGCUGAAUGAGCUAGUUCAAGAUCAACCUCAACUCUUGAGUUACCAUAAUGGCCCUCUUCUUUCUGGUAAAAUCUCUGUUAAUCUUAUCUGGUAUGGCAAAUUCAAGCCAUCCCAGAGAGCUAUAAUUUCUGAUUUCAUCACUUCACUAUCAUCAUCGUCUCAAAAUAGCCAACCCUCUGUAGCUUCAUGGUGGAAAAAAACAGAGGAGUACUAUAAUCUAAACUCUAAAAGAGCCAGACUUUCUGUUACAUUAGGCAAACAAAUAGUGGAUGAAACGUACCCACUUGGAAAAUCACUUACAAACAAACAUAUUGUUGAAUUGGCUUCAAAGGGUGAUCAAAUGAAUGCCAUUAAUGUCGUUUUGACAUCUUCUGAUGUCUCUGUUGAUGGGUUUUGCUUAAACCGAUGUGGGACACAUGGGUCUGCUUCCGGAUCCAAAGCGGGUCACAUUAAGGGUAAGAAUUACAAAUUUGCUUACAUUUGGGUUGGUAACUCUGAAACUCAAUGUCCUGGUUACUGUGCCUGGCCAUUUCACCAGCCAAUUUACGGACCUCAAAGCCAGCCAUUGGUGGCACCCAACAACAAUGUGGGUCUUGACGGUAUGGUCAUCAAUUUGGCUACCCUUUUGGCCGGAACAGCAACGAACCCAUUUGGAAAUGGAUACUUUCAGGGUCCGAAAGAAGCUCCACUGGAAGCUGCAUCGGCUUGUCCCGGAGUUUAUGGGAAAGGGGCUUAUCCUGGUUACGCCGGCGACUUGUUAGUGGAUUCAACAACCGGUGCUAGCUACAAUGCUCAUGGAGAUAAUGGCCGCAAAUAUUUACUUCCUGCUUUGUACGAUCCUUCUACAUCUGCUUGUUCAACUUUGGUCUAAAAUUAUUAGGGAUGGAUUAGGAUUAAGUUUAAUCUUUAGAUAUAAAUUAAUUAGUGGAAUGGAAUGAAUGUAUACUCUAUAUAGUGGUCCUAUUAUAAACGAGAGCAGAAAGACACGUUGUCAUUUUUUGAUUUGUUAAUUAAUUUUGGCUUAUUCGGAUUAAUAAUAGUAAAGCAAAUUAUUUUA